Molecule: messenger RNA, 599 nt
Organism: Batrachochytrium dendrobatidis JAM81
Lineage: Eukaryota; Fungi; Chytridiomycota; Chytridiomycetes; Rhizophydiales
Exons: 1
Coding region: 38-397 (119 amino acids)
Source: RefSeq, a predicted model, not a curated record
UCUGAAUUCAGCUCGCUCCUAAUACCUUUAUCUUGACAUGUCUUCUACCCCACUUACCAAACCUACCGGAAUGUCCACCCCUGCCAAGCCAGUUGCUGUUCCAGCUGACGUGAGCCACCGAAGUGCCUACGGCAGCUUCAUGUCCACCUCUGUGGGAUCUUCGAUCUAUUCUAGCAGCCAUCAGUGUCGUGCUUCGGGCCUGUCCGCUGCUUCAGCAUCGGAGGCUACUGGAACAACACCAACCAGUUUUUUUGCAUGGUUAUCAUCAUCGCCUGCAUCCCCUGCUGUCUCGUCGUUUCCCAUGUCUUCACCUGCUUCCACUUCUUCGCCACGGGUCCGCCAAUUCAACGACGGUCCAUUUUCUGGUGGUUUCCGAUCCAACGUUUACUACCAUUAGAUGCAUUAAUCUCAUGUACAGCUGCCUAUUGUUUAUAGAGGUUGUUUUUAGUUUAUAGUGCGCAACAUUACUUCACUGCCUAUUGUCAGUUAUUCACUCAGCGUACUUUGCCGACUUCUUUCCUUGGUCCUUUGCUUUGGGCCUAAGCAUGUCAAGUCUUAUUCAAAUGUAUAUACCCAAAUAUAUUACCUUUUUGAUUUUC